This is a messenger RNA of Punica granatum (pomegranate), 2238 nucleotides long. Lineage: Eukaryota; Viridiplantae; Streptophyta; Magnoliopsida; Myrtales; Lythraceae. The record is from RefSeq and is a predicted model, not a curated record.
UGCAAUAUAUUGGUCCUAUUUUUCGGUUCUGCCGGUUUGAUUCGGCUGGUUCAGGUUUCUUCGUCUUCUGCCCUAGCUAGCUACCGCCAAUAGUAACGGAAAAACGGAACCAUGAUCUUCUCUGUCUCUCCCUUGCCCGGUCACUCGCCCCGCCGCCACCCUCCGCCGCCGCUUCUCUCCCCCGCCAUCCUCGGACGUGUCUGAAUUCAGCUCCAAGCUUCUCACGCUUUCCCUUCCCCACCGGCGCGAUUCCGUCUUCCACAGCUCUGCCCCGGCUCUAGUAAGCCGAGCGACGCUUGUCAUCUCCGCAUAUAUCAUUGAGGGUUCUAUGGCCAAGCGUUUUGGAAACAAACGCGGGCUAAAGAGAACGAAGAAAUUCGAAAAUGAGAGGAGUGGUGGGUCUCGGAGAAAGAAGAAUCGUGCCGAAGAAGAGGUCGCCUGGAGCUCACCGGAUGUUCAGGAAGCAGAUCAUGCACCAGCUGAACGAUUGAAAAGUUUGAGCUCCGAAGAUGUGGCAGUUUAUAAAGAACCGUCUAUGUAUGAUAGUCUACUUGUGUCGCUGAAGUCGAGCAACAAAUCCUUUUCCGAUGCUCACGAGAGGAGGCAGAGGCAAGAAGAAGGUAGAAGUGACUCUGAAGAGGAUGAUAUUGGGGGUCUUGAAUCUGAUGCUGAAAGUCAAUCUGAGGAGGACGGCUCCGAUGAAGGAAGCGAUGAGGAGUCUCCGGGAGAGCAUGCUAGCGAAAGUGAGUUGCUAGACUCUAAUGUGCUUGGUGGUGAAGAUGAGGAUGUAGAUACUGAAACGGGAACUGAUAACGAGGGAUUGGAUUCUGAUGAAGAGGACAGAUUGGAGGGGCCUUCUGAUGCUAAUGCUACAGCAACAGAUUACAUGAGAUCAUUGAAUGCACAUUUGGGGCAUAAUUUAUCAAAAGAAGAGGUUGAUGAUCUGUCAAAGAAGAGAUGGAAAUAUAAAUGGGACAUGCCUGCUAUUGAUAUGUCAAACUGCAAGUGGACAGGAACUGGAGAGUGUUUUUUGAAGGAUGACAGCACAAGUUCUGCAUAUGGUCUGAAGCCAAGUUUGUACAAGCACUGGUUAAAUAUUUACAAAACAUCUGGUGGAAGUGAUUUUCAUAUGUCCAAGGAAAGGUUAUUCUUCUCCCUGUGCGAGAGUUACCGCGAUAUAUUGCACUGCAAUAAGAAGCCUUUCUACCACAAGGACAGAGAAGACUCAAGUAUUAUGGACGCUUACAUUAUGCAUUCAUUGAAUCACAUAUUUAGAACUAGAGACCUGGUGACAAAAAACAAUGCAAAAAAAGCAAAGCUUGAAGAAGCUGGGAAUGAGGAACUACUAUUUGGUGACUGCUUCCGCGAUCAUGGCUUCACGCGUCCCAAGGUUUUGAUCCUAUUGCCUCUUCGAAGCAUUGCACUUCGAGUUGUUAAGAGGUUAAUACAACUGACACCCUCUAAUCGGAAGGUCAACGUGGAGCAUAUGGACCGGUUCACUGAUGAUUUUGGUGGUGGAGAGGCUGAAGACAAUGAUGAUGGUGCAUUGACAGAAAAUGUUCCUGCCUUGACUCAGAAGUCUUCAAAGCCUUCCGACUACCAUGCUCUUUUUGAUGGAAAUAAUGAUGAUCAUUUUAUGAUUGGCAUCAAGUUUACAAGGAGGAGUAUAAGGCUGUAUAGUGAUUUCUACACAUCAGACAUGAUUGUGGCUUCACCUCUUGGUCUGACUACCAAAAUUGGGGAGGCUGAUAGCGAGAAGGAGAAAGAUGUGGACUACCUGUCCUCGAUAGAGGUUCUAAUUGUUGAUCAUGCAGAUGUCAUUGCGAUGCAGAAUUGGUCCCUUGUGGAUGAAGUUGUUCAAAGGUUGAAUCAAUUGCCAUCAAAGCAGCAUGGAACUGAUAUUAUGCGGAUAAGGCAUUGGUACUUGGAUGAAUAUGCACGCUUUUACCGGCAGUCAAUAAUCUUGGGUUACUAUUUAAAUCCAGAUAUAAAUGCUUUGUUCAAUCACCAAUUUAUCAACUACAAAGGAAAGGUGAAACUGGUUUGUGAUUACAAAGGCGUUCUGCCAAAAGUUGUACUGCAAGUGAAGCAGAUUUACCAGAGGUUUGAUGCCAAGUCGAUUGAAGAAGCUAAUGAUGCUCGCUUUGAAUAUUUUACCCAAAAAGUGUUCCCAAAAAUUAAGGACUCGGUACAGGUAAUAUCUUUAUAUGGACAAUGAAUCUUGAAUUGAGCUGGUUA